AUGCACUCUUCUUACGGAAAUACCUUAAGUUAUACUCCAUACCAGUACGGGCAGGGCCUUUUACCUAAAGGGAACUUAAGUGAAGAAGAUUUAAGACAAGCAUUUUAUCGAGUGGAUAGGGACCGAAAUGGUUUUAUUUCUUAUGAAGAAUUAAGAGUUGCUCUAGGGGACGAUAUUAUAAAUCAAGAAACAUGCAGAUUACUAUUAAGUCUUUAUGAUACCAACAAAGAUGGACAGAUUUCUUUUGAAGAAUUUAAGUCACUUUGGGGAUACGUCCAAAAAUGGAGGGAAUGUUUUCAAAACUUUGAUAAAGAUCGUAACGGCGUUAUCGAUGCCUCAGAGCUCCAUCAAGCUUUAAACCAAUUUGGUUACCGUCUGUCAUAUCCUUUUUGCCAGUCGCUCGUUUCAAAAUUUCGAUCGCACAUGCCACAUGUUAUGAAUUUUGGUAGUUUUAUUCAAUGCUGCGUUAUGCUUAAGGGCUUUACCUCAGGAUUCGCCGCUAAAGAUGUUCAACGAAGAGGAAUCGCAACACUGACUUAUGAAGAUUUUUUAUCGAUUGUUUUUAUGCACGGAACAACUUAAUUAUGUG
Messenger RNA from Zophobas morio, 589 nucleotides. Its product is annotated as peflin-like. The transcript is spliced from 9 exons. The record is from RefSeq and is a predicted model, not a curated record. Gene Ontology annotation, molecular function: calcium ion binding. Bases 1 to 582 code for a protein of 193 amino acids. Lineage: Eukaryota; Metazoa; Arthropoda; Insecta; Coleoptera; Tenebrionidae.